This is a messenger RNA of Musa acuminata AAA Group (dessert banana), 1828 nucleotides long. Its product is annotated as transcription factor bHLH147. Bases 1128 to 1655 code for a protein of 175 amino acids. Gene Ontology annotation, biological process: regulation of DNA-templated transcription. NCBI's taxonomy places the organism in Eukaryota, Viridiplantae, Streptophyta, Magnoliopsida, Zingiberales, Musaceae. The transcript has a single exon. The record is from RefSeq and is a predicted model, not a curated record. Gene Ontology annotation, molecular function: protein dimerization activity.
UGAAUAUGUUUGUAUACCAAUUAAAUCUUAGAAUCAUCUUAAUUUCUAGUUGGAGAUGAAUUUUGGUACGACGAUAAGGUUACUCUUUUACGAUCGAAAUUAUGAAAAGGAGAAUAUACUAACAUCCCCAUUGUCGGAUGCAUGUCCUUAUUUUAACCCACAUUGUUGCUUGUAGCCUAAUUAAGAACUCCAAGUUGGUUGAGUGGCAUGAAGUGUAUGUUUCAUUGUGUUCUAUACACUUCAUCUUCUUCUUCUUCUUCUUCUUCUUCUUCUUUUUCUGUAUUUAAAUACUACUUUAUUUGCAUACUUUAAUAGACUUGUAUAGAUAAUUCCAAUGAUGAUAGUGAAAAGAAGAUUAAAGAUGGCCUUUAGAAACACAAGUGGGGAAGAAAAAAAAAAUGGGGCAUCUAAUUCAAGAGUGCAUAUGAAGAAUGCAUCACCCUUUUGUUUUUUUCUUCCUCGGAUAAUAUUUUAUAUUUUUAUAUAUUAUAUUAAUCAUGGAAAAUGGCAUCUACUUGAAGAGUGCAUCUCAAGACUACUACAUCACCUUUUUAAUUUUAAUUAUUAUCCAUAUUAUUGAUAACUAUGAUUGUCUAUUGUGCAUAUAAUAAUAUGCUGAGACAAAUAAUAUAAUUUAUAUAUGAAGUAAUACUUUUUUUUUGAAAAAAAAAAUUACAUAGAUUUUUUAAUUUUAUUUAGUCUUUUUAAAAUAUUUUUUUAAUUGGAAGUAAAAGGCACAACCAUAUUUGUAACUAACUCCACUAAACCCCUCUCUCUCUCUCUCUCUCUCUCUCGACAUAUCUCUUUCCACAACUCUUCCUGUCCUUGACGCAUUCUCUCUCUAGAGAGCUCUCUUCCUCCCCCUCCUCUUCUCUCUCUUCCUACACCUCACCUGUCCUUUGACACAUUCUCUCUCUUAGAUAGAUCUCUCUGCCUCCUCUUCUCUCUCUUUCUAUUCAUCUCUCUCUUCCUACACCUCUCCUCUUCCUUUCCUUGACACAUUGAUUCUCUAUCUCUUACACUGUACCUCUCACUCUCUCUCUCUCUCUCUCUUCCCUUCCUCUCCUUGACACACAGCUACUCUCUCUAUCUCUGUUCCUUUGCGCUUUGUGCUCGGCACUGCCACAAUGAUUCCUUCCUCAGCUUCAUCUUCCUCGGGUUCUCGGAAGAAGAUGAUGAAGCGUGGCCCAAAAGCCCAACCGGGGACCAAGUGGCGGACCGCGGCGCAGGAGCGGGUAUACGGCCGACGCCUCCUCGAGGCUCUCCGUGCCACUGCCGAACUCGGGCCGCGCGCCGUCAAGGAGGCCGCGGACUCCGCCCUCGCGUUCACCGCCCGCGGCCGGUCCCGGUGGAGCCGCGCCAUCCUCCUCAGCCCCCGCCGCAGGGCGCGCCUCCUCCUCAGGACCGGCAGCAAGAUCCGCCGCGGCCGCAGGCGGGCGAGGGCCGCGGAAGCGGUGGAGAGGGUGAGGGGCCGGCUGCGGGUGCUUCGGCGACUGGUGCCUGGGUGCCGGACGCUGUCGGCUGGGAGCCUUCUGGAGGAAGCGGCCGACUACGUGGCGGCGCUGGAGAUGCAAGUGAAGGCGAUGAGGGCGCUCGCGGAUGCGCUCUCCCCGGCGCCAGCGGCGGCGGAGCCUGGAAGCCGAGGAGGUGUUUGAUGGGGUCUCCUUUCUUGUGUGAUACGAUGGAACGACAAUAAUUAACGUAUAGGAUUGAUGUGAAGACGAUUGGUGGGAAUGUGGUGUAACGCUUGUAGAAUCUCGAUGGUCGUAGACGCCCCUUCCGGCAACGACACAAAUCUUGAUGCAACACCGGCUUUGAUGAUUUGCUA